Molecule: messenger RNA, 1530 nt
Organism: Orbilia oligospora ATCC 24927
Lineage: Eukaryota; Fungi; Ascomycota; Orbiliomycetes; Orbiliales; Orbiliaceae
Exons: 3
Coding region: 1-1530 (509 amino acids)
Biological process (GO): proteolysis
Molecular function (GO): serine-type endopeptidase activity
Source: RefSeq, a predicted model, not a curated record
AUGAAGUUGACACAGUCCUUGAUGGCCGUCUUGGCCGUGGCCACCGGCCCAGUCCUCGUUGUCGCUUCCCCAGUCGGCACAUCCGUCGUCUCUCGUGCUCCUCUCCUCUCAACUCUCUCCGCCUCGGAUCACGAGAUCCCGGAUUCCUACAUCGUCGUCUUCAAGAAGGGAGUCGACACUGAAUCCGUAGAUGCCCAUCACUCCUGGAUUCAGAAGACUCACGCUUCCGCCCUCCAGAAGAGAAGUCAGGUUCCCUUGGGCGGCAAACCAUCUUCCUCUUUCUUGAACACCAUCGUUGAUGACGUUGACACCGUCGUGGGCGGUUUCAAGCACUCUUUCGAUAUCGCCGGUACCUUCAAGGGCUAUUCCGGUUCCUUCGAUCAGGAUACUCUAGAUCUCAUCCGAUCGCACCCUGACGUCGAGUACGUCGAGAAGGAUUCCAAGGUCUGGAUCAACCGCGAUGAACCAUCCGUAGAAAAGGGCUCUCCAUGGGGUCUCGCUCGUAUCUCUCACCGUGAAUCCCUCCACUUCGGUAACUUUAACAAGUACCUCUACUCCACCGACGGAGGUGAAGGUGUCAACGUCUACGUUAUCGACACCGGUACCAACGUCAAGCACGUUGACUUCGAGGGUCGUGCCAACUGGGGCAAGACCAUCCCAGCCAAUGAUGAGGAUCUCGACGGUAACGGCCACGGUACUCACUGCUCCGGUACCAUCGCCGGAAGGAAGUACGGUGUCGCCAAGAAGGCCAGUGUCUAUGCCGUCAAGGUCUUGAAGUCUAACGGAUCCGGUACCAUGUCCGAUGUCGUCAAGGGUGUCGAAUGGGCUGUCACCGACCAUCUCAAGAGAUCCAAGUCCCAGAAGGGCUUCAAGGGUUCCGUCGCCAACAUGUCUCUCGGUGGUGGCAAGUCCACUACUUUGGACAUGGCUGUUAACGCUGCCGUUGACAAUGGUGUCCACUUCGCCGUUGCUGCUGGUAACGACAACGCCGAUGCCUGCAACUAUUCCCCAGCUGCUGCCAACAAGGCCGUCACCGUCGGUGCCUCCACCCUCGCUGAUGCUCGUGCCUACUUCUCCAACCACGGCAAGUGUGUCGAUAUCUUCGCUCCAGGUUUGAACAUCCAGUCCACUUGGAUCGGUUCCAACACCGCCGUCAACACCAUCUCCGGUACUUCUAUGGCUUCUCCACACAUUGCUGGUCUCUUGGCCUACUUUGUAUCCCUCCAACCCGCCAAGGACUCUGCCUUCGCCGUUGGUGAGCUUACCCCAGCCGCCCUCAAGAAGAGCAUGGUCUCCAUAGCUUCCCCUGGCAAGCUCAGAGAUCUCCCCAAGGAGACCGUCAACCUCCUCGCCUUCAAUGGUGGUGGAAGUUCCAACCUCACCGACAUCUUCGGUGACCACAACAAGCACAGCACCGACCUCUCUUCCGAGGAGCCCUCUGGAAAGGUUGACAUCCUCGACCGCAUCGAGGAGUUCGUUGAGGAAGAAGUCAAGGCCAUCUUCGACAAGGCUCGCAAGCUCCAGGCUUAG